AUGUUACAAUUUCUUGCCGCGCCAGUAGGCGAAGGCCUCAGCUUCGAGACAGCAAUAUGCCCUUCAGAGGAUGGCGACGGCGAAGAGGGGCUGCUUGUUGCAGUACUAUUUUACCAAGAUAUUCACUUUCAAUUUCAUCACUUGCUCUUCUUGGUUAUAAUGAUGGUUUUUCCACUAACUCUGAAACUGAAUAAGGACCUCAAUCACUUCUCUUUCCCGUGUUCUUCUUGAUGGUAGUGGUACAUGUGCUAUCCUCAGACUUCAACUACACCAUGUACAUUUCACAACCACGUGCUUACAACAGCAACGGAAGGAAAGCGCGAUUGCAGAUGCCAGGAUAUCAAAGGUCGCGUUUAUUGAAAAUCUGGUGAGCAAAAGUGAAGGCCGCUUUUUCGAAUUCAAGGUGGAGCAUUGUCUCAGUGGAUUUAUACCUGGCCUUGCGGUCGGCUUCAGCAGUGUAGAUCCCACAGGUGAUGGCUUCCCCGUGCCAAGACGAGCCUGCGAAAUGGACGAUACUGUUGUCGUCGGAUACACUGGUACUGAUGAUAAUGAUUGUGAUUCUAACUUUGUUUAAUAAUUAUUAUACGAUGUAAGUAGAAAUAUUAGAAGAUGUAGAUGCCUUUAUCUUUAUCAAGAUUAUUUUUGGCGUUACAACAACUUAUGUUGAUUUUGAAUGUUGUCAAUGUCAUUUAAUAUAUUUGACGCCGCUCCUCGUCAUGGUCAUGGUAUCAUUUUCUUGAGCUUUCUACUUAUUGGUGUUUUCGCCCCCGCAUCCGCCCCAUGGAUCGUUUCACUCCGGCUAUUCACACAUUGCUCCAAGGUAAAGUGUACCUGGCGUCUGGGGAAAAGAACUACCCAGUGAAGUGGAAUCCGGGAGAGUGCGUUGUGGCGAGGGGUCAUGACAGGAUCGGUUGCCUGCUUACGACUGGUGGUGAGCUAGUGGUGUACCACAACAAGGCAGAAGUGGUCCGAUACAAACCAAGAAAAACCGACGGCGACCUGUCUUUCCUGCUGAACGCAUCAACACUCUACGGUGUAGUGGAUGUCUACGGAGGAACACAACGUACAAUUUGAUUUUUUUGUAACAAUUCGAAAAGAAACUUUAUUGACAAACCACGAAGUACAGAUAUUCGUAUUUGGUUGUCGAGAUACAAAUACAAUUUCGUCCUACUUGUCUCUGCGAACAUCAUAGAAGAACAAAGUAGUCAGAAGCUUAUACGGAAAAAAAUAGUUAGAUUCCUACUUUCUGAAUGAACAGGUCUUCGGCUAAAUCCAGCGGCGAAUGUCGUCUCUCCCGUGGACGAACCUGACGCUGAAGAAGAGGGUGGCUAAGCCCAACGGACCUGCUGCAUCGACUUUACCACUACAUUCAUCGCAGUACGCUUGACAUUGCCAAGGCCUUCGACAGAAGUAUGCCUGUGCUUGACUUUGACAUUGAAUUCACCAGGUAGGUGGUGAUGGUGUUGAUUGUUAAUGUUGAAACCUUGGUUAAACUCCUGGUUUGAUAAUGAUAAACCUUCGACCUAGUUGUAUCAGUGUCUACCCACUCCCAUUUACGCAUUGUCUUUGAGACGGUGACGCGCUAAACGCUGCACCUGGUUAUCGACUCCUAUUCCUAGAUCGCACAGAAGAAAAUCUAAUUCACGACAAGUAAUAC
Molecule: messenger RNA, 1657 nt
Organism: Amoebophrya sp. A25
Lineage: Eukaryota; Dinophyceae; Syndiniales; Amoebophryaceae
Source: the annotation of a GenBank genome assembly